This is a messenger RNA of Phyllostomus discolor (pale spear-nosed bat), 3353 nucleotides long. It is a transcript of the gene ZMIZ2, whose product is annotated as zinc finger MIZ-type containing 2. Lineage: Eukaryota; Metazoa; Chordata; Mammalia; Chiroptera; Phyllostomidae. Gene Ontology annotation, molecular function: SUMO ligase activity; zinc ion binding. The transcript has 19 exons. Bases 16 to 2916 code for a protein of 966 amino acids. Gene Ontology annotation, biological process: regulation of transcription by RNA polymerase II; protein sumoylation. The record is from RefSeq and is a predicted model, not a curated record.
GGGCCGCGCAGCGUCAUGCAUAUGCAUGAGCGGCGCGGCAGCUCCAUUGUGCCCUGGGAGCGGCGGAGGCGCGAUGGCGCGGACGGCGGCGGCCCUUGGGUGGCAGGCGGCGCGCAGGGCGGGCUGAGCGCAUGGAGCGGAGCGGGCCGGGGGCCGCGGCGGCGAGGGGCCGGGCCGGGCCGCAAGGAGCAGCCAGAGCAGCUGAGUCCCACACCAGCACCAGUGAGAGCUGCUUCCUGCCACCCUUCAGGCUGCUCCCAAGCCAAUGAACCCCAUGAACCCCAUGAAACCUGCCCCGCCCUCCGCGCCACACAGCCCGCAGGAUCGCUGUCGGUGGUCACGACCGUGUGGGGAGUCGGCGGUGCGGCACAGAGCCAGGUUUUGGGGAGCCCCAUGGGCCCCACGGGGAGCCCCCCCGGCAGCUCCGUGAUGCCUGGCAUGGCAGGCAGCAGCUCAGCCCUGAGCUCCCCGCAGUGCCUGGGCCAGCAGGCGUUUGGCGAGGGCGGCGCCAGCAAGGGCUACGUGCCGCAGGGGGUGUACAGCCGCGGGGGCUGCCCCGGGGGCCCCGGCUUCAGCACCGGGUAUGCAGGUGGCCCCGGGACACCUGGGGGUCUGGGCCUCCCCUCCCAUGUCACACGACCCUCCACGGACUUCACUCAAGCAGCGGCUGCUGCUGCUGUGGCUGCUGCCGCCGCCACCGCUACAGCCACGGCCACGGCCACCGUGGCUGCCCUCCAGGAGAAGCAGAGCCAGGAGCUGAGCCAGUAUGGAGCGAUGGGGGCCGGACAGUCUUUUAACAGCCAGUUCCUGCAGCACGGAGGCCCCCGGGGGCCCAGCGUCCCCAGCAGCAUGAACCCUGCCAGCAUGGGAGGGCUGGCCGGCCCCUCCGGGCCCAUGGGCAUGAGCCCUGCCCGGGCGGUGGGCACAGCCCCCUUGUAUGCAGGACAGCGGCUGCCCCCGCACGGGUACCCGGGGCCUCCCCAGGCCCAGCCGCUGCCGCGGCAGGGGGUCAAGAGAGUCUACUCCAGUGAGGUGUGUCCAGGGCAGCAGUGCCUGACGGGAGGCCAGUACUCACCUGGGCAGCCCCCUGCCCCCUCCUCCUACCCUGGUCACAGGCUGCCCCUCUCCGCCUCUGGCCCGCUGGGACUGCACUACAAGCCCGCGGAGCAGUUCCACGGGCCGGCCGCCAGCUUCGGUGCGGGAAGCGUCGGCUACGGCCAGCCUGGCCUGAGUGGGCCGGCCCGCUCCCUCCCUGGCUACCCCGGCUCCCCGCUGCCGGGGAGCCCCACGCCGCCCAUGACCCCCGGCAGCAGCGCCCCCUACAGCCAGGACGUCAAGUCUCCCUUCCUGCCUGACCUCAAGCCCAGCGCGAGCUCCUUGCACCCGUCGCCCCCUGGCGGCGGCCCCUGUGACGAGCUGCGGCUGACCUUCCCGGUGCGGGACGGGGUGGUCCUGGAGCCCUUCCGCCUGCAGCACAACCUGGCUGUGAGCAACCACGCCUUCCAGCUCCGCGACUCGGUCUACAGGACCCUGAUGCUGAGGCCCGACCUGGAGCUGCAGUUCAAGUGCUACCACCACGAGGACCGGCAGACGAACACCAACUGGCCGGCCUCCGUGCAGGUCAGCGUCAACGCCACCCCACUCUCCAUCGAGCGCGGCGACAACAAGACCUCCCACAAGCCCCUGUACCUGAAGCAGGUGUGCCAGCCGGGCCGCAACACCAUCCAGAUCACCGUCACGGCCUGCUGCUGCUCCCACCUGUUCGUGCUGCAGCUGGUGCACCGGCCGGCCGUCCGCUCCGUGCUGCAGGGCCUCCUCAGGAAGCGGCUGCUGCCUGCCGAGCACUGCAUCACCAAGAUAAAACGGAACUUCAGCAGCGGCACCAUCCCUGGUACCCCUGGGCCCAACGGAGAGGACGGGGUGGAGCAAACGGCCAUCAAGGUGUCCCUCAAGUGCCCCAUCACCUUCCGCAGGAUCCAGCUCCCCGCCCGAGGCCACGACUGUCGCCACAUACAGUGCUUCGACUUGGAGUCCUACCUGCAGCUCAACUGCGAGCGGGGGACCUGGAGGUGCCCCGUGUGCAACAAGACGGCCCUGCUGGAGGGCCUGGAGGUGGACCAGUACAUGCUGGGCAUCCUCACCUACAUCCAGAACUCCGACCACGAGGAGAUCACCAUCGACCCCGCGUGCAGCUGGAGGCCGGUGCCCGUGAAGCCUGACGUGCACGUCAAGGAGGAGCCCGACGGGCCGGCGCUGAAACGCUGCCGCACCGUGAGCCCCGCACACGCGCUCCUGCCCAGCGUGAUGGAGAUGAUAGCCGCCCUGGGCCCAGGGGCCGCCCCCUUCGCCCCCCUGCAGCCACCCUCGGCCCCGGCCCCCAGCGACUACCCCAGCCAGGGCUCCAGCUUCCUGGGACCUGGGACCUUCCCCGACUCCUUCCCGCCCACCACACCCAGCGCCCCGAUCCUUCCUGAGUUCACCCCGGGGCCACCCCCCAUCUCCUACCAGCCCGACAUUCCCGGCAGCCUCCUGACACCAGAGAAGUCGGCUCCUAGCCUCCCGGGCCAGAUGGCACCUGCAGGUCACCUGGACCCGGCCCACAACUCUGGACCACCCGGACUGCACGCCCCCACACUUGGAGGCCCCCCAGGGGCGCAGCUGCACCACCCUAACCCUCUCCCGGCAACCCGGCAGCCCCUGGGUCCGGUGAGCUCGGGUCCUGUCGGCGAGCUGGCCUUCCAUGCUGCCACAGGCGUGAUGGGGCCCCCCUUAUCUGGGGCAGGGGAGGCCCCAGAGCCGGCCCUGGAUCUGCUCCCAGAACUGACCAACCCGGAUGAGCUGCUGUCCUACCUGGGCCCGCCCGACCUGCCCGCCAACAGCAGCGACGACCUGCUCUCUCUCUUUGAGAACAACUGAACCUGCCGGCCGCCCAGAGGCGAGACAGGACGCGGACGUCACCGCGCCCUACCUUCCCGCCCGCCCGCUCCCCAGAGCUCACCUGGGGCCACUCGUCCCAGAGCUGCAAACAGCCCUGCCCUGGCGGGAAGGGACCGUGCCAGCCCCGCCCACUGGCAGCUGUAGGAGGUUCCAGGGGCCCGGCCCCCCAUGCCCCGCCCCCUCAGCCGCUUCCCACACGAGCGCACCCUCCGCCUGCCGCCCCCAGCGGUGACCCCAGUGGUUCCCGAGGGGGCCGGGCCCCCUCCUGCCCAGGUGCAGCCGCAUGCACCUACAAGGGACAUCGUCGCCCCCGCAGCCCCGAACUGUGACCGUGCAGCCCUGCGGCGUCCCAGCGCCGGGUGGGGGCGCCCGCCUGCCCGCGUCUCGAUUAAAGGACUCCCAUGGUGGCCCGGGUC